Messenger RNA from Rhinolophus ferrumequinum (greater horseshoe bat), 2247 nucleotides. RefSeq names its product mucin 15, cell surface associated (gene MUC15). The record is from RefSeq and is a predicted model, not a curated record. NCBI's taxonomy places the organism in Eukaryota, Metazoa, Chordata, Mammalia, Chiroptera, Rhinolophidae. Bases 122 to 1126 code for a protein of 334 amino acids. The transcript is spliced from 5 exons.
CCGACAGCUGAGAAGCAGCAGACGCAUUCCAGCCAGGACAGCUGUGAUAUUUCAGCUCCUGUUUGUAAACACCUCCUAGACCCAAAGAUUUCCCUUAAUAACACCAAUACCAAAGAAGGCUAUGAUGUUGACCUCAGCCCAAAUUCUGUUUAUUUCAACACUGUUUAGUUUACUACUACUUGGAAGCUAUGGGGAAGAAGGUCUGGAAGUAAAAACAACACAAAACAUUGCAGAAGACUUAAAAACAAUGGCAAAUGGACAUGUUUCUUUGGAAAGUGCAACAAAUUUAAAAUCAAAUCAAGAAGACAGAGAAACCUCCAAUCCUAGAGCAAGUAAUUCCUCUCUUCAGGAUUCAUCAAAUAAAACCAACGGAACAACAGAUUUCAUCAGUAAUUCGCCAACAGACAACUUUUCCAGGAGUCCGAGACCCACGUCCACAUUUCCCACAAGUCCUCCCUUGAUCAACAGCUCUGUGUCUAAAUUGCCUCAGAACUCAUCUGUAGCAGAUGGAAAUCCUGUGUCCGUCUCAGCACCUCCCAACGCUACAUCUGCUGUAUCUUCAGAAAAUUUCACUUGGUCUUCAGCCAGUGAUACCAUGAAAACUACUGACAACAGUUCCCUUACAGGUAGCAUCCUCCCUUCAGCACCAACCACCAUCUCUAUGAACCCCAUGACGACGGAACCUGAUGAAUGGCUGACCACAACGGGUGAUACCUUGGGGGGGUUUACCCCCUACCAGGAAACGACACCACAGCCCACCUUAAAAUUCACUAAUAAUUCAAAAAUCUUUCCAAAUACAUCAGACCCCCAAGAAGAGAAUAGAAACACUGGAAUAGUAUUUGGGGCCAUUUUAGGUGCUAUUCUGGGUGCUUCAUUGCUUAGUCUCGUUGGCUACUUGUUGUGUGGAAAAAGGAAAACCAAUUCAUUUUCCCAUCGGCGACUUUAUGACGACAGAAAUGAACCAGUUCUGCGAUUAGACAAUGUACCGGAACCUUACGAUGUGAGUUUUGGGAAUUCUAGUUAUUACAGCUCAAAUGUGAAUGAUUCAUCCAUGGUGGCAGGCCGAGAAAAUGCACGUGAUGGUAUUCCUAUGGAUAAUAUACCUCCACUUCGUACCUCAAUAUAAAACUAAGGGGAAAAGGUUUCAGAUGGCAAGAGUUCACCUACACCCCGGCCUUUACACAAUCCCAUCUUCCAAAAGCUGAAGCAAGAUCACUGUCAUGUGGCUUGUGCCAAGGAGAACUGUAAAAGCAUGAGACCAGUAUCAGAAACAGAAAGAGAGGCUAAAUCACCCCAAAGGUUUCCUUUCUUACCAUUGUUGGCUGUACUGAACAUGUAUUGAAUCUCCUUCAUUUGUAUUUUGGUCUAUUUUUUUUCUGAGUAAGACCUGUUUGUGGAAUCAGUUAAGACUAAAAGAUUUCGCCUCCAUGGCCCUGCUUGGUAAUUAAAUUUAAAAAAUCCUUCAGUGAAAACGGAGAACAGAAACUACAUUUUCACUUUUUUUUUUGGACCAAAAGCAAUGGAUUGACUCUUCACCACUCCCCCUGUAGUCCUAAUGCCGUACAUUACCGUUGACAUUCUGUUGAAGGGACACUGGAAAUGACUUUUUUUUUUUUUUUUUUUGACUUGAAGCUAGAAGAUGAGUAUGGCACAGAAUUUCUGUUUCCGGAAAAUUAAGAUAAUGGGAGUAAGAAAACUGUAUUCUACUACAUUUUACUUUUCUGGAUCAGUACAUGCAUAGCCAGUCCCUUGGUUGUCAAGUUGACAAUAAUUUUAUAUUCAACAGGGCCAUAUUAGGAAGGCUGACCCAAACCAGAAAAGUAACUGCUUUUCCUUAAAGGGUGGGGCAAUUCCAACUUGUCUGACUUAUUUUAGGCCUUAGUGAAUUGGGUAGUUCAAAAAUUCAAUGAGAAACACACUGAGAAACGUCAGCCAAAGCAUGUACCUGUACAUAAUUUUUACAGUUUUAAGAUGUUAGAUAAGAACAGAAUUUAUGUAUUAGAUAUUAUCGCUCAAUCAUAAAUGGAAGAGAUUCUACAUCUCUAAAUAUAUGACCUACAAGGUUAGAAAAUAGAUGAAUGAAAAUGUUAAGCAAACAAAACAUUUUCUGAGCAUCACUUUCAUGAUCGAAAUACAGGAAGCUUAAUUUGGAUUCCAGUAUGUUUCAGGCUGUUUUUAAUUAUGACCUACUUUUGGCAGGAAAAACAUUCUUCUUAGUACAGGAAGGUCUGAGGCUUUAGGGAUCAG